AUUCACUCACCGGCCGUCGCCGACUAAGGCCGCGUUUUGCGUUCGUAACACGCAAAAAAAAAAAAAAAAAAACCGAAAAAAAAAUUUCACCCUCCAGGUCAGUUUUAUUAAAUCCCCCCGUGCACUCGUGACCUCUACCACCACCACUAUUAUCACCCCCCUACUUUAAUAAAAUUCUUUUCUCAAGUUUGAUGACCCUUUUCUAUUCUCAAAUGAUUAUUACCAAAGACAGUUUGUCGUCGCGCUCUUAUUUCAAUUAAUUUUUUUUUUUUUUUAAUUUUCAGUGUGUUUUUUUUUUUGGAUAAUUGUGCAAUAUUGUUAUUCGCUAAAAAUAGUGUUUACGCGAUUUUUUUUUUUUUAAGCGUGCAAUAUUUAUAUAUUAUAGUCGGUUAUUGUGCGACGCAGUGAUUGCGGUUGAAGAAAUAUAUUGGUGUGUGAUAUUUAGAUGAUAAAUAUAUAUAUAUUUAUAUAAAUGUGUUUGGAAGACUUUUUUUGUUGUUUUGAUAAAUAAAUAUAUAUAUUUAAAUGAUAAAAGUUAUGUUUGUGACGUGUUUAACGUUGCGCAACUUGAGAUCAGGUGGAAAAUAGUGCGAAUUUUUUUGGAGUGUUAUAUAUAUAUGAGCAUGUGUGAGGAUCAGCUGAUGUUUCAAAAGGAGUCGCUUUUCGAAAUAUAUAUAUAUAUUAUACAUGUGUAAAAGGCUUUGGAUGUUCGUCUGUGUGCUUCUCGUUUUCGCGCCAACGUGAUUCCAUCGCGCGCUAAAAGGAUCUCUCUCUCACUCACUCUUCCCACGUGUCCUUUAUUGUGAUUGCAAGUUUCUCUGCCGUAUAUAUCGAGGGUUCGAAGGGGAGAACUCUUGGAGAGUUUGUUCAAUCUUUUUUUUGAGAAAGUUGAACACGGCAAAAAAAAAAAAAAAAGAAGAAAUUUGCCCUUCCCUCUAUUGCAUAUACAUCAUUCAUCUUUCUAUAUAGAGGAUUGAAAAUCUGGGUCAAAGUUGCGUGCAUGGAAAAAUCGAAGAUCAAAAGGAGGCGAAUAACGAGGAGCGGAGAACAGCAAAGAUAGGCAAGGUGGCUCCUCGAAAAUUAAAGAACAAACGACGACGAAGAGAGAAAAAAUAUGUCGAGCGUCGCGGAAAGUCCUGACGGAAUGGCAUUACAGUCACACUAUUCCCUUCGAUGGAACAAUCAUCAAGCCCACAUAUUGCAAGCCUUUGAAGCAUUGCUACAUGCGGAAAUUCUCGUUGAUGUCACCCUAGUAUGUUCAGAAACAAGUCUAAGGGCGCACAAAGUCGUCCUCAGUGCCUGCAGUCCCUUCUUCGAGAGGAUAUUCGCCGAGCAUCCCUGCAAACAUCCGGUAAUAGUGUUAAAGGAUUUUCCGGGUCGUGAGGUUGCAGCUCUCAUCGACUUUAUGUAUCGUGGUGAAGUUCGCGUUGGUCGUGAAGAAUUACCGGGUCUAAUGAGAGCCGCAGAAAGUUUACAAGUACGAGGUCUCGCCUCAUCUGAGCCAAGACCAGCUAGUCCACCGGAAACACCAACCACUGAUCUCCUAAUGGGUGAACCAUCAACGCCCGAAGGUGCCCGACAAGGAACACCCGAGGAGGAUGACAAUAUUUCCGAAAGUACAGUACCAACGCCAAAUCGUGAAAUUUUCCCCCGGGACCACAGGUUACCUCACAUGAGCCACCUAAAUUUCAGUCUACGAGAAUUACGUGACACAUGCGGUUCACUCCUAAUGCCAAGACGAAAGCAAGCACGACCACGAAGAAGGUCAGGCGAAUUGGUACCUCAGGAUCUCAGUAGACCUCAUCCACCAGCGAGUCUCAGUCCACCACCCAGUGGCCUAAAUCUUAGUAAUACACAACAUCAUCAUCAGCAUCAUCAUCAUCAAUCGAGCCAAGAGGACAUGGCCGAGAAUCUCUCAAUGAAGAGAUCCCUCUCACCGCCCGGUAUCGGCGAACAGAAUAUCAAAACCGAAAGUGAGGACGCCAGCAGUCCUAGGGGUUCACCGCUAACUGGUACCAGUCUUCAUGCCGAGGGUUCCCUACCCGAUUUACCACCGAGUCUUCCCACAAUAUCAGCACUUUCCCUAACACCACCGCAUCAUCAAAGUGAAUAUCUAACCAGCCUUGGACAACUCGCCGCCCAAUGGAUUCCAAAUCAUCCCCAAAGUCAACUCACUCACGGUCAUCAUCCACGAGAGGACAGUCCCCACAAUAUACCACCACAUCCAUUUCAGGACUCUCCCCUGGCGCCAAGAAGAUCGGUCGCCGUCUUUCCCAUGGAUAGUGUAACGCCCCUUGGUGGUGCCGCGGGUCUAUUUCCCCACGGUGGCAAUCUCGAUCGUGGUUCACUUCUCGCCGAUUUGCACGACAGUUUCAAACCCGAAACCCUUCAUGGCCUCUUUGGCGGUGCCAGCCUCGGCGGUGGUCAUCAUCAUCAUCAUCAUCCCAGCAAGAAAUCCAAAAAACAUCGCGGCGAUGGUGACGGACCAAGAAGAUGGAGUGAUCACGCACGUGGCCUACCAGUUGGUCGUCCCAAGGGUCAACACAGUGCACCACGAGGUGGACCACCACGUUCAUGGACCAAUGCCGAACUCACCGAAGCCCUACAACACGUGUGGAAUAAAAAAAUGACCACAUCACAAGCAAGCCGCAUAUUUGGCAUACCAUACAACAGUCUUUUAAUGUACGUACGUGGGAAAUAUGGCAAAAGUCUUAAACUCGAACAAUUACGAAGGGAUUGCACUGGCGCCACAACAGGUGAAGUUAUGAAUUCAUUGAACAAUAACGUCAAGGCUGCCGUCCAACCACCACAAAUGCCACAUCCACUCACUGGCCUCCCACAUCCAGCCGAUGACAAUCCAUUCCCACAUCAUCCACUUUUAAGUGGGAAUUUACCGCAGGGUUUUUUCCCCGAUUUUAGUGCUGCUUUUCCCGUACCAGUUAAUAUGGUUCAUCUCCUUCCGCCAAGCGAACAAAAAGCCUUUGAACAACAAACAGGUGGUAAUUGCGCCAAUAGCGCAACUAGUGAAUUAACAAGAAGUAGAUCACCCUCGCCAAUAAUUCCUCCCAAUCAUGAAGCCGGUAGUGGUAUUCCACAAUCAUCACCAGCACUUCUUCAACAAAAUGGCGCUAAUUAAUUCUCACUAAGAGAAUCUGUAUUUUUUUUUUCGGAAGAGGGAGAGAGGACUUUUAAUGGCAAGUUGUUCGAGAUGAAAAUCCAAAAAAAAAAAAAAAAAAACCUCACGAGGCUACAAGACUACUCUCAAAUAUUUUCGUCAUCCCGGAAUGCUCCUCACAAGACUGAAUCAUCAUAAAAAGCAGGGUAAAGUGGACGAUUACGUUUACUCUGCGCGUUAUAUUAAUGAAACGUUCACGUAUUCAUGCUUUUUUUUUAUAUAAAUAUAUAUAUAUAUAGAGAGA
This is a messenger RNA of Leptopilina boulardi, 3419 nucleotides long. RefSeq names its product protein jim lovell (gene lov). The coding region runs from base 1115 to 3136 and encodes 673 amino acids. The transcript is spliced from 3 exons. The record is from RefSeq and is a predicted model, not a curated record. Gene Ontology annotation, biological process: regulation of transcription by RNA polymerase II. Gene Ontology annotation, cellular component: nucleus. Gene Ontology annotation, molecular function: protein binding; DNA binding. NCBI's taxonomy places the organism in Eukaryota, Metazoa, Arthropoda, Insecta, Hymenoptera, Figitidae.